Molecule: messenger RNA, 867 nt
Organism: Penaeus monodon (black tiger shrimp)
Lineage: Eukaryota; Metazoa; Arthropoda; Malacostraca; Decapoda; Penaeidae
Product: elastin-like
Exons: 4
Coding region: 127-684 (185 amino acids)
Source: RefSeq, a predicted model, not a curated record
AGUAGACCUUCAGAGACAUUACUUCCUCUGUUUCUUCUGGGAGCUUAUCACCAGGACCGCUUCGGAAGAAUUGGCAAGGAGGACCACGAGCCUAAAACGACAACAACAAACCAAAACAAACCCGUCAUGAAAAACACACCUGUUGUUGUAUUAUGCGUAGCUGCAGUUGCAGUGUGCGGUCUGGCUCUACCCCCUCCUGAGUCUGGUAUAACAACCGCCUUCUUGCCCUCAGCCGCUGACAUUGGCUCCAUGGCACUCAUCAAGCCCCCAGUGCCAGCUAUCCCCGGAAUCGUGGGUCUCGGUGCCAUUCCCGGAUUGCCUGGUGGAGUGAUUCCCGGAGUGCCAGGCGGUGCCAUUCCCGUAGUGUCUGGUGGAGUGAUUCCCGGAGUGCCAGGCGGUGCCAUUCCCGGAGUGCCAGGCGGUGCCAUUCCCGGAUUGCCUGGUGGAAUGAUUCCCGGAGUGCCAGGCGGUGCCAUUCCCGGAGUGCCUGGUGGAGUGAUUCCGGGAGGUGCCAUAGGAGCAGGGUCGUCUGUGCCAGUCGUCGGUGCCAUGCAGAUUCCUGUCAUAGGAUCACUGGACGCGAUGUCGAUUCCCGUGGCACCGCCGACCAUGCCCCCCGCGGUCUCGUCCUUUGUGAAGAAGAAGGUGACCGCUGCCACCGGCCUCUCGCCAGCCAAGUCUUAGGUCACGCUGGCCGGGUGACCUGAGAGGAGCCGCUACCCUCUCUUCGGUCCUGUGGAAGGUCGUUCGGUUCGGUUUCUAAGUCUGUUUGUUGGCCGCUUGUCUCUGUCUGUCUCUCUGUCUCUCUGUGUUUCUUUCUCUCUUUCUCUAUCUGUCUGUCUGUCUGUCUCUCUCUCUCUCUCUCUC